CAAGCUUGUAGUUAAGCUGUUACUUCACAAAUAUAAUGGUGCUACUUACUUACAUUUUCUUUAUUUUACUUUUUACCUAUUGUAAAGGUUACCAUGAAUGUAACCAAAAGAAAACCGAUUACGGUUACGUUUGUGUUUGCGACUCCAGUAAAUGUGACACAGUUCCUGAAAUAGAUGUUUCUACAGGAAAAUUUCAAAUGUUUAGUACUAGCUCUAAUAAAAUGGGGUUUACGGCCAGUUCUGGAACAUUAAAGCCAUCAAGUAACACAAAUUUCGGAUACAAAAUAGAUUUGCAAAAUUCUUCUGUCAAACAAAAAGUUAUUGGUUUCGGGGGCGCUUUUACUGAUUCCUCAGGAAUAAACAUUAAGAGUUUACCAGAAGGAGCACAAAAAAACUUGUUAAACAGUUACUUUGGAAGCAGUGGUGUACAAUACAGCUUGGGUAGAGUUCCAAUGGGUGGUACAGAUUUUUCCAUAAGACAGUAUACGUACGACGAUCACGAUGGCGACCUCGAAUUAAAAUAUUUUUCACUGCAAAAUGAAGACCAUGUUUACAAGAUUCCUUUAAUUAAGAAAGCUUAUAAAUUAAGCAAUAACUCUUUAAAUUUGUUCGCUUCAUCAUGGACAGCUCCGCCCUGGAUGAAGAACACCGACAUGUACGCUAGCGGCAUUUUAAAAGACGAAUACUACCAAACCUGGGCUGAUUAUUACAUUAAAUUUUUUCAAGAGUACAAAAAAAGCGGCGUCAAUUUUUGGGGACUGACCACGCAAAACGAACCGGUUGAUGGUUUCGUACCAAGUUUAGUUUUUCCGCUUAAUUCACUGGGAUUCACAACCGCUCAAAUGAAAAAAUGGGUUUCAGAAAACUUGGGACCGACGAUAAGAAAGUCUGAGUUUAAGGAUUUAAAAAUUAUAGCGCAUGAUGAUCAAAGAACAUUCCUUCAAAUUUUUUCAUCAGUAUGGGAGGAUGAUGAUAGCGGUAAAUACAUUGAUGGUGUAGGUGUUCAUUGGUAUUGGGAUGCUUUUGCGCCAAAUUCAGUGCUUGAACUCGCCAAAUCUAGUAAAAAGGAUUUGUUUUUAUUGGGAACUGAAGCUUGCAAUGGAGCACCAGUAAAAUUGGGUAGCUGGGAAAGAGGACAGAGUUAUAUUAAAAGUAUAAUAUCUGACUUUGAAUAUGGAGCAGGCGGAUGGAUGGACUUUAAUUUGGUUUUGAAUCAAGAAGGUGGUCCACAUGUGAUACUUAAUCCUCUCGACUCCCCCAUAAUAGUAAACAAUUCGACUGGAGAAUUUUACAAACAACCCAUGUAUUAUGCCAUGGGUCAUUUUUCAAAAUUCCUUAGGCCCGAUUCCGUUGUAUUAGAAGUUCAAAACAAUUUGACGGCUAAUUUAAAAAGCGUGGCGGCACUAAGACCUGACGGGUUGACUGCUGUUAUAGUUUAUAAUGAGGGUUCGGAGUCUGCUAAAGUGGAAGUAAUUUCUAAGGGGGGCAGUGUUUUACAAACUUCAGUACCAGCUAAAUCAAUUAAUACUAUUUUGUUUUGAAUUGUAAAAUAAUAUGUUUAAUAAAAUCUUAAAUAAAAAAAUUAAUACUAGACACUCUAAAUUAAAAAUUAUUGCAUAAAGGUCAACAAAGUUAUCUUAGAUAACAGCAAGAAUGCGUGAAGGACCGCGCCUUCCUUUUUCCGAUACUAGUAUACCUACUGUGAUACAGACGCAUGUUUAUAAACAUUUAAAUAAAAACAAUAAUACAAAAAUGUUUAACUUAAAAUGUAAAUAGGACUGAUAACAAAAAGAAAAAAACAUACCUAUACAAAAGGCAUGUAUACAAAAACGUUAUUAAUUAUUAUUAUUGUUGCACAUAAAAACGGUUUAAAAUUUCUCCUAUUUUUAGAUUGCUUUUGUUAUGUCUUACCAAUGGAUUUAUUGACAUAAUUAUCAGUAACCCAGA
This is a messenger RNA of Brassicogethes aeneus, 1947 nucleotides long. Lineage: Eukaryota; Metazoa; Arthropoda; Insecta; Coleoptera; Nitidulidae. The record is from the annotation of a GenBank genome assembly.